Molecule: messenger RNA, 573 nt
Organism: Pteropus alecto (black flying fox)
Lineage: Eukaryota; Metazoa; Chordata; Mammalia; Chiroptera; Pteropodidae
Product: keratin-associated protein 13-1-like
Exons: 1
Source: RefSeq, a predicted model, not a curated record
AAACCUUCUUACUGGAACUCAGCUAAACUCACAUCUCUGGUCAACAUGUCCUACAACUGCUGCUCUGGAAACUUCUCCCUCUCCUGUGGGGGCUACCUGGGCUCCUCAGGCUCCUCCUGUGGCUCUUCCUACCCCAGCAACCUGGUCUAUAGCACUGGUCUCUGCUCUCCCAGCACCUGCCAGCUGAGCUCCUCUCUCUACCAUGGCUGCCAGAAGUCCUGGUGUAAGCCCACCAGCUGUCAGGAGUCUUGUGUGGUGUCCAGUUACUGCCCAAGGACCUCUUGCUACCCUCCGAGGACCUCCACACUCUUCAGGCCCUGUCAGUCAACUUACAGUGUGUCUCUGGGCUCUGGGUCUCACAGAGGCUGCUCCCUGGGCUAUGGAUCCAGAAGCUGCUACUCACUGGGCUGUGGUUCCAGGGGCUUUGGACCCCUGGGUUAUAGAAUCCCUGAUUUCCCUACCUUGGGCUAUCGAUCCAGAUUCUGCCAUCCAACCUAUUUUGGUUUUUGGAAGCUCCAUCCAUUUUGCUACCAGCCAGUCUGUGGAUCUCGCUUUUACAGGUUAACUUGCUGA